This is a messenger RNA of Trichoplusia ni (cabbage looper), 2506 nucleotides long. RefSeq names its product transmembrane protein 39A. The record is from RefSeq and is a predicted model, not a curated record. The transcript is spliced from 8 exons. Gene Ontology annotation, cellular component: membrane. Lineage: Eukaryota; Metazoa; Arthropoda; Insecta; Lepidoptera; Noctuidae. Bases 115 to 1653 code for a protein of 512 amino acids.
AGUCGUCAAUCGUGUGUACUGUGUACAGUGUUCUUCAGUGUUGAUCGUCAGUAAUCGGAAAUUCGAAAUAAACCAAUAUUGUGACACUUUAAAAAACAUUUUAACAUGUGAGUGAUGAGUUGUACGGAAAAUGAAAGUGGCCCUUUUGUCGUGUUCUUCUUACCAGCGGUCGUUGGGUGCCUGACCAUUCUCCUGGCGAGACGCUGGGCGAACUCCCAAGUUAGCAACACUUCGUCUACUGCCGUCUCUAGACGGCGAAAAAUCAUUAAAGACCCACUAAUCAAGCGGCCUCUGCCGCCGUUAGCCUGUAAAAUGGUGCCACAUGGAUCUAAGAAGGCUAGUGGUGUAAAUAAGAAGGGUUCAGUUCCGGUGCCUGAUGAAGAGAUCAAUGGAGGUGGGAAGCGGUUAGGUCGGCCGGCCCGCCCACAGCCUGCUGUUCCUACAAGCACCAGCACACCAGAGGUUAAACUGGUGGACGGGCCGGUUCAACCCAAACACAUCCCCUUCCCUUAUAUACCGCAGGACGGAAAUCUACUGUUUGAAGCUAUGACAUUUGUGUUCACUCUAGUGGCUACUGGACUUCAGUUCCUGAAUCUGUACAGGACAGCCUGGUGGCUUCCACACUCAUACACAAACCAGGCCAUGAAUUUCUACCUUAUUGACCCUCACCUGGUAGCAUUUAUAGUGACAAUAAUAUUCAGGAAACUGCUCCUCAGCAUAACUAUGGCUAUUCUAAAAUCUGUACUUGUACCAAAGAUGAUGCCACAUGCUACAAUAGCAGCCAGAAUGUUUAUAUUGGGCGUAGUACUAGGCGCUAUGGCUUGGUGUGCAUACUUCAUAAUUCUGAAAUACCCCAUGGUGAAAAUAUUUUACUUGUGCUAUCCGGCCGUCAUAUACUUCAUACUGUUCGGCUUCCACGCUAGUCCAUUUUUGGAGCUGAACAAUGGAGACCCUCCCCUCCACUGCUGUUCCCACGACCCCUCACAGAUACGCACUGAAGUGGAGACGCUGCGACAAGACUUCAAUGUCAGGAUGAAGAAGAUUAUAUUUAAUUCCAUUGUGGGAGCUUAUUACUCCAGUUUCAUACCUUGCUGUUUUGCACAGUCAUACCUGUACUACGACGUGUACGCAGCGUCCCAGCAGACGGCCUUCGUGUGCGCGGGGCUGGUGUCCCGGCACGCCAGCCAGCUGCUGGGCGCCGCCUACUGCGACGUGCCGCACCGCGCCGCGCUGCACCUCGGCCGCUGGGGGCCCGACACCGCCGGCGAAGGAGAGGUGUGUACCUGGUGUCCGCGGCGCGUGUACCCGCGCGGGUCGCGCGUGUCGGCGGCGGCGCGCAGCUUCGUGGCCGUGUCGCCCGCCGUCGCCGCAGACCCCACCUCACUCGUGCAUAGCAGGUUCCAUACGGUGUUCGCGAACCCAUCGCUCCUGCUAUGCGGCAUGCUGUGCUUACAACUAGCCCUCAUCGUGCUACAACUAUGCCUGCUCUUCAGUUCCAUACAAUGGCACAAUUUCCUAGCCAUAGUCAUCCUCCUCUUCAUAAACUACUACACAUUAUUCAAGAUGGUCCGCGACUAUCUUGUAGCGUGGAAGGUCUAUAAGGCAGAGAAUAUGAUACAAGACAAAAAUGGUCCCUUACCUGUCCAAAAUUAAAUUAGGUGUUUAUAAGAAAUUGUGAGAACAUACCCGGCGCACAAAAUUGUCAAAAGAAAUAUGUUUCAUGGAAACUGCUUCGUGGUUGGUGUUUACUUUAGUGAUAUUUGUAAACCUUUUGAUGUACACGUCGUACUUUCAAUUAUGUAAUUAGACCACAUAGAUACUUGUUAAAGUUCUAUAAGUCUAUUAGCGUUGACGAUAAUGAACGAAAAUCUACAUUCCAUUAAAACUAAAUUACAUCAAUCACGAUUCUAGAUGAACUAAUAUCUGUCUUGAUAAUAUCACAUCGUUGAGUCAAUUGUACUUAAUAUUUGUUUAAAACUGCGCUCAUUAUUUUAAGAUUUUGGUUUUUGAACAAAGUAACACUGUUACGUAGCAUCGAAUGUGAAAUUAUAUUUAUAAGACUGACGUUCGAGUCAUUAUUGUUUUGGUCUGGUGUAAGCGAGCUUAGGCCGAUGACGUCACAGUACGGUGAACAUAAAAUUCAGAAUAGUAAGAUAAGUUCUUAACAUCAUUGUGGUUGUUUGCUACAGUCCUUGGUAAUGCAAGCAAUUUGGAACUUUAUAUCUUUCUUAUUAAGGUUUAUUUUGUCAUGUUAAUGUUACCUUAUUGUUCUGAUUUGUUAUUAAAAAUCACCAUUGUACUAAUUAUCAAAAUUAUUUAUUUAAAUAUGACAAGAUUUGACACAAAUAUGUAAACUGAACAAUUACAUCAUACUUGCCAUAAAGAAAAACGUUUUAUUUUUAGUCUUUACUGUAGUGACUUUAUACCCUGGUAAUCUCAUUUUAUCAUAGUCUAGUCAUGGACAUGAAUGUAAGGAAAUUAUAAAAAUAAAAACUUGAAUGAACAG